GGAGAACGCCGCGAGGGCAGACGUAGGCGCUUAGGUAUCGCAGCUUGAGGCGCAGCGGAGAAGGAGCUCAGGGACCUGUCACCCGGCCAAUGGCGAGCUCGAGCGCCGGAGGAGGGCGGGGGGGGGCAUGUCCUUACUAGGGUUCGUGCCGACUCCCACCGCGCAGCAUUCGCCAAGCAUUCAGCAAGCUUAGCAAUGAUUUGAUGCUGAAAAUGUAAGCCAGUAAGGUGGACGUGAGAAGAGUGCCCUUUGCCGCUGGCGAGCAUUGUCGCAACGUGAAAGCCGCGCAGAAACGUGCUGUAGGGCCAGGUUGAUAAGCGCCGGGAGCCCGCGCAUACGCAUAAUUAUAUUAGAGUAUAGCUUCGCGACACUCUGAUUAUAAUCGCGAUAAGCGAGCUGCAAGUCACGACUGGUGCGCGCUUUUUAUGGCGAGCCGUUUGCUAGCGCGACUUGUAGAUUUGUAACUAUAUUGUUGUUACAGAGCGCUGUCGUCUUAGCAAGCAAGCAAGCGCUCCCAAAGUCGUUGAGCAAGCAGUAUGCUCAGCCCCAUCGCAGCAAGAGCAGUCGGUGGCUCCGGUCGCUUUAGUACCAGCGGCGGGGAGGACAUAUGGUCAACAUAUAGACCGACCCACGAUGAGGAGCAGCCGGAGACGGCCUCGGAGGAGGCGGAGAAGAAGGGGCGUGGCGCGUACCUGCUCACAUGCCUGAUUGGCUACUCUAUGAGCUUCAUCGUGUUUGGCUCGCAAGUCAGUAUCCUAGGCCCCACUAUCGCGGGGCUCGCCGAUCGUCUGGGCGUGGAGGAGCCUGACCUCAGCCCGCUGUUCACGGCGCUUGGUGUCAGCUGCAUCGUCAGCGGCACGCCCUCGGGGUGGCUGGUAGACCGGGUGCCAACGCAUCAUGUGCUCAUCGGGUCAUUAGUAAUCGAGGCCAUCGGCUUCUCGUUGGUGCCGCUCAUGCCCAGCGUGUGGUCGCUCACGGCACUGUACUUUGUGGUUUGCUUCUCCUACAACUUCACAAACUCUGCCGUGUUCACCAGCCUGGCCUGGAUGUUCCCCAAGCGGGCCGGCCCCGGCAUCAACCUGGUGCUGGCCAUGUUCGGGUUGGGCUCAUUUUUCAUCCCGCUGGCGGCGCAGGCCUGCAAGAUCUACCUGGGUUCCGCGUUAGCCGUCUUCUACCUCGUGGGCGGCCUGGCCGCGCUUUCCGCCGUGCCCUUCUUCUUCGUCACCUCGCCCGCCCGGCCCGUCGCCGCCGGCGGCGACGGCGCUCACGGCGCGCGGCACCACGCCAGCCGCACGUUGGAGCUGGUGACGACGGUGGCUGUUGUGGUGCUGGUGUUCUUCACGACGGCGGCGGAGACGGCGAUCGGCAACUGGAUCUACACGUUCAGCCUGCGGGAGGUGGGCGACAGCGACGCGGCUGCGGCGGCCGCGAACAGCGCCUUCUGGGGAGCGUUCACAGUCGGCCGCGUGUUCGGGGCCGCCAUCUCCCACGCCACCACCCCGGCCGUGCUGCUGCUGGGCUCCGUGCCCUUCUCCAUCCUGGGCUGCGCGCUGCCGCUGCUGGCGGGCCGGGCGCAGCUCAGUCGCAGCCUGGUGCUGGCCAUGGCGGCGCUCACGGGCCUGGGCAACAGCGCCGGCUACGCCAACGCGGUGGCCCUGCUGGAGUGUUACGUGCCGGUGACCGGCUUCAUCAACGGCGUGUUCGGCGCGGUGGCGGGCGGCGCCUGCAUGGUGGGGCCGGUGCUGGUGGCCAUGAUGGCCAAGUACACCAGCCUCAGGUAUAUGUCCAUGCCGUGGGUGGGACUGGUGCUGUACGCGCUGCACCUUCCCGCCAUCCUCACCGCCAUCACCGCCGGCACCAAGCUUCUUAAACUGCCGCUGGCGCCCGAGGAGGAGCCGUUCCUCGCCCCCGCGGGCGCUGCGGUGACAGCGGCGACGGAGAACGGCGCGGGACACAGCAUUGCGCCAGCGGCGGCGGCGCCACCGCAGGCUGACGGCGCGGUGACGAACGGGCACCAUUAGAGCGCCAGCAGGAAAGGGGCGUUGCAGUAGGCGGCUGCAAAGCGAGGAGCAGACCAACCAGCGCAUCAGAUGGAGGAUGGGUUGGAGCGUGCGCCUAGGCGUGGGUGUGUCUUUUUCGGGGGCACGGAUGCAAUGCAGGCCGGCGCGUGGCGCUUGGCAACAGAUGGCGCUGAUCGUCAAGUUCUGGCGGAGGUAAAGGCAGAGCUUAGGUCUUCUGGCAGAGACGAGAGUGUUCAUGAACUUGACUAUAGUCAAGGAUGUUAGCCAAGGAAGAAACGGCUUAUAGGCAUGGUCGAACCGGUGGCUGGCCGAGGGCUUGGCUAGGUGGGCGGAUGAGAAGGUGCAAGUGCAUAGGUUUGCAUGGUUUGCCGAAAUGCCAGUACUGUAUGCCACAAUUGCGUGUGUGACCCCGUGGACCGGGGCUAGCGUUAUGCAACCGCGUGCCGGACUGACGGUCAGACGGUGGCGAUACUGACUAGGCGUGGCGCAGGAGGCCAGGGGGUGCGAACUGUAGGCGGAAGCUUGGAGUACAUCAACGAAAUGUCACCCACAAGUACAGCCUCCGCUGCUUACUCUGGUCGGGGAGCACAGGCACAAAGUACAGGUGCAGGGUGCGCCUGUACCGGUCUGCCGCUGGUGAACUCAGCGCUCGAGCGCACUACUUAGUUCCGCAACACACGUCAAUUACUUGUCAUGCCGCUACGCAUGCCCUGCCAGCCCCACCGCGGACCGCUACCUAGACACCAGCCGACUCCAAAACAAUCUGUUGCUUGCUAUAUCCAGCCUGAUUGGCCCUUUGAUCAUACAGAUUUGGUCAACGCUUUGAAGCCUUAUCACGACCACUCACACUCGGCGUCUUCGGGUGCCGGGACUGUCUGUCCCCUCUGUAACAUCCGCAUUCU
Chlamydomonas reinhardtii is the source of this 2923-nucleotide messenger RNA. RefSeq lists its product as uncharacterized. The coding region runs from base 537 to 2021 and encodes 494 amino acids. The transcript has 6 exons. Lineage: Eukaryota; Viridiplantae; Chlorophyta; Chlorophyceae; Chlamydomonadales; Chlamydomonadaceae. The record is from RefSeq and is a predicted model, not a curated record. Gene Ontology annotation, biological process: transmembrane transport.